Apis mellifera (honey bee) is the source of this 2067-nucleotide messenger RNA. RefSeq lists its product as uncharacterized. The coding region runs from base 1533 to 1991 and encodes 152 amino acids. NCBI's taxonomy places the organism in Eukaryota, Metazoa, Arthropoda, Insecta, Hymenoptera, Apidae. The transcript has 2 exons. The record is from RefSeq and is a predicted model, not a curated record.
CUGCGGGAUAACCGCGUCGUGGACGUGGUAUCCGCCAGGUAUCCACGAUCAUUCGAUCGUGUGUUCGUUUCGAAAUUUUGGGGGGAAAUUCUCUUCUCCAAGAUCUCCCUCCUCUCCCGGGAUUAAUUCGCAUCUACGCAUUUCGAACGGAUGUAGGCGAAUACCGAAACGAUUUCAAGAAAGGAGGAUCGAAAGAUGAUGCUUCGAAGAGAAAAUGGAGAGAUUAAUUCGCAUCUACGUGUUUCAGCGUUCAAGAAAGCUGAAGGAUCGAAAGAGAGGAUGAUGGUUCGAAGAAAAAGAGAAAAUGGAGAAAUCUCCCGAGAUUAAUUUGCAUCUACGUUUCGAACCGACGCAGACGAAUACCGAAACGAUUUUAAGAAAGAAAGAUCGAAAGAGAGGAUAAUGAGGAUAAUUCGAAGAGAAAGAGAAAAUCGAGAUAUCUCUCAAGAUUAAUUCGUAUCUAUGUAUUUCAAACGGACGCAGACGAAUACUGAAACGAUUUCAAGAAAGGAGGAUCGAAAGAUGAUGGUUCGAAGAAAAAGAAAAAAAUGGAGAAAUCUCUCAAGAUUAAUUCGCAUCUACGCGUUUCGAACGGACGCAGACGAAUAUUGAAACGAUUUUAAGAAAACUGGAAGAUCGAAAGAGAAGAUAAUUCGAAGAGAAAGAGAAAAUCGAAGAAUUUCAAGAUUAAUUCGAAGAAAUUUUGGAGGGAGAUCUCUUCUCCAAGAUCUCCCUCCUCUCCCAGGAUUAAUUCGCAUCUACGCGUUUCAAACGUAGGCGAAGAAAUCUGAGUGAUUUCAAGAAAGAAGGAUCGAAAGAGAGGAUAAUGGUUCGAAGAGAAAGAGAAAAUAAAGAAAUCUCCCGAGAUUAAUUCGCAUCUACACGUUUCGAACGGACGCAGACGAAUACUGAAACGAUUUUAAGAAAGCUGGAAGAUCGAAAGAGAAGAUAAUGAGGAUAAUUCGAAGAGAAAGAGAAAAUCGAGAUAUCUCUCAAGAUUAAUUCGCAUCUACACGUUUAACGCAGGCGAAGAAACCUGAGUGAUUUCAAGAAAGAAGGAUCGAAAGAGAGGAUAAUGAUUCGAAGAGAAAGAGAAAAUGGAGAAAUCUCCCAGAAUUAAUUCGUAUCAACGCGUUCAAGAAAGCUGAAAAAUCGAAAGAGAUGAUGGUUCGAAGAGAAAGAGAAAAUGGAGAAAUCUCCCGAGAUUAAUUCGCAUCUACGCAUUUCAAACGGACGCAGACAAAACGAUUUCAAGAAAGCUGAAGGAUCGAAAGAGAGGAUGAUGGUUCGAAGAGAAAGAGAAAAGUGAGUAUCCAAAAAUAGAAGAAAGGAAAGAAGAGAGAGGGAAAGAAGGAAGGAAAAUCAGUCAACGCGAAGAUAGCCGCGUGCCGGGAACGAAAGAUCUUUGGAAUAAUCGCAUCGACGCGAGGCCAACUUCCGGUGAACGACGUGACAGGCUUGUGUCACCCUGGCGUCCUCCCCUACGUUCCUUUCCGGCCAAUUCUCUAACCAGCCGAGGAAAGAAGAUCGAGAUGGUACGGAAAUCGAUCCUUGUGUACGAUCUGCUCAGGACCGAGCAACCGGAAGAGGGUUUCACCGAGAAGGAGAUCGUGGAGCAGAUCAGUAACAAACACGACAUCAUGCCCGGGAAAUCACUUCGAAAGCAAGUGGCUGUGGCGCUUCGUCGUGGCGUCGAUUUCGGCAUCAUAGCCAAGAAGAAUAACAAAUUUAGAUUCGAUCCAGACACAGCGAAAGGUAAUAUCUCCAGGCGAACUUCCUUGAGGAGGAAUACGAAUCGAGGGAGGAAUAAGAAGAGGAGCGCGAAGAGGGCGACGAAGGCGAGGAACGAGCGGAAACGACAGGGCGAGAGAAAGAACGCGAAAAGUCGUAAUCAGAAGCGGACGCUACCGCAACCAAAAUUGCCAAAAUCGUGGACACCGAACAGGAGAAACUUGGUUGACGAGCCCGUGUCGAAAGUGAAAAAAAUUUAAGUCGGCGAUCUUACGAUCUUUCGUUCGAAACGUCUUUCCAAAACGGUCCCCCCGGUUUUAAUUGUACGUUUUAUAU